CUCCAUUUUGAAUGUUUUCGUUUUUAGUAGUAAAGAGAUCUAUCGGUGUAGCAUUUUUACCAAGGUUUCUAGCUUUCUUUUAAAAUCAGGAAUGGGAGAAGAAGGAUCCAUAGAUAUUGAGCAAAAAGCGCCAGUUGAAAUAAGCAGUGAUACAGCUAUUGCUAAUUCAAAAGAGGCAAAUCAACAAAAUACGUACAUUAUUCGACCAAACUUUUCUCAGAAGUUUCGUCCAAUUAAUGUCAAAGAAAUGAUUCACACAGUUCUGGGUGAAAAACUAACAGGAGUAGCUUACAAUUCAGAAGAGACAGGGGUCUUAACAAAAGAGAUAGCAGAGACAUUAAAAGCAAGAUUAAAAGAAAUGGGCCAUGAAAGAUACAAGUUUGUUGUACAGGUUGUCAUAGGGGAACAGCGAGGGGAAGGGGUCAAAAUGGGAUGCAGAUGCUUUUGGGACUCAGAUACAGAUAAUUAUGCUCAAGAUAUUUUUAUGAAUGAUACAUUGUUUUGUGUUGCUGCAGCUUAUGGUGUCUUUAAGUACUAACUUGUGACCUUUCAUCAACAAAAUGUGUACAUCUUUUAUAACAAUGUUUAUAUUUUUUUCAUUAUGACAACCUAAUUUAUUAUAUUGUGUUUUUAUGUGCUAUGCACCUAUGAGAAUUCUUGUGAUUACUUCAAAAUAAAUUUAUGCAA
Messenger RNA from Physella acuta, 687 nucleotides. RefSeq names its product dynein light chain Tctex-type protein 2B-like. Gene Ontology annotation, cellular component: cytoplasm; cytoplasmic dynein complex. Gene Ontology annotation, molecular function: dynein intermediate chain binding. Gene Ontology annotation, biological process: microtubule-based movement. The record is from RefSeq and is a predicted model, not a curated record. NCBI's taxonomy places the organism in Eukaryota, Metazoa, Mollusca, Gastropoda, Physidae.